GGAAUGAUCAUGUCCCUCGAUCUGCUGGCAAUGCUCCUACUUAUACAGCCCAAAAUGCUGAUGAUUUGGUGAGAAGGAAGAAGAUCUGAGAACUUCAGCCCUUAGGUAAGAGUGAAGAAAAAGGGGCUACAUGGGAAAAGGCUCAGGCUAGCAGCAGCGAACUGGAGGCAACUGCUGUUGAUAGUGUCUCUGUGUUGGGACCCGGAAUAGUGGGUGGGCCCUGGUUCUCCCACUGGUGAAGUGGUCUAAGCCCCAAGCAGGGGACAAGUCUUAGAAUCCCAAAGGCAGGGCAGGAUUUAAAGGGCCCAGAGAUGGGGCUGAAUACCCUGAUGAAGGCAGGCAGUGUGUUGAAUUCUUUGCUACCCCAAAAGGGGUUCAUCCAUUUGACUGUGUGAGUUAGCCUGGCUGCCUAUCAGAUUUGCCUCGUGCUGCCUGCUCUCCCUUUUUCUUCUAUAAUGGACCUGUGUGAGUUGGCCGGAGAGCUGAGCCUCUGAAGACCUACAGAGGAAGGCUGACACCCUACUGAAGGCACUAGGGGCCAGAAAGGCUUGCAGUAUCACACCCAGCCAUUAGGAGGCACUUGGGAGGCUGUGGAAAUGGCAAAUACCUUCAUAUCAAUUCUCAGACCUAUAAGGUGGGCUGUGAUUACUGCUUCCCUUUGGUGGAGUCAGCACGAAAUGAUGGCCAUGAAGUAAUGGUGUGUCAUAGUCUGUGCCUGCCAUAUCGGAAUGAGUGUUUUGAUGCGGUCUUAUCCAUUGCUGUGAUCCACCAUUUUUCAACAAAGGAGCGGCGCGUGCGAGCGAUAAAGGAGAUGGCUCGCACCUUGAGAGUAGGUGGCCAGAUGAUGAUAUACGUGUGGGCAAUGGAGCAAAAACGGCGAAAAUUUGAAAAGCAGGAUGUCUUUGUUCCUUGGAAUCCUUCACCACCUUCCUGGACCUUGAGUAACACUUGUUCUCGUGGAAUACAGAAAUCAAUUAAUCAAAAGGACAAAAGGCUGGCUUUGGACCAACACUCCCCUAAGUUAGCUGGCACUUCAAAAGCACACAGGCAAGCAAGAAGCUCAUCCUUUGUGGGGGAGAAGGAAACCACACACAACUUAUUUGAAAAAUCCCUGAGAUGGUCUCUCUUUUCAAGAUCACUUGAUUCAAUAUUAGACUUGAGUAAUCAGUGGCACCAAAGAGAGCUUAGCACAUUUUCCAAUGGCAAUAUUCAGCUGGAUGAAUUAAACAGGGGAAAGCUUUUUGAACAAAUCAGGCAAGGUGGCUUCAUGAAGCAUAUUUCCAACUUGUCUUUGCGUUGCAGGCAGAAUUCUGAAGAUAAUGCUUCUGAAGUAGCUGUAGAACCAGGGUCACCUAUGAUAUGUCACCCAGUGCCUUUCAAAAGUUGUUAUUCAGAAUUAGGCCAGGACACUAAGCAGCCCCCAGUGUCUCCAGCUAUAAUUCAUGACUGUAGCAGAGUGUGUUUACCUGACCUGGUUUCCCAUCAAAAAGAUGUCAAACAGCAACUUAAAAUAGAUUAUCACCCAAAACAAUCAGCUUUCCACCAACUCCAAAACAGAAGGAAAACAGUCAGCUCUCUACAGGAUACCAAUAAUUAUUGUUCCAUGGCCACAUGGAACAAACAGCCGCAAAGGAGUCCUAAUGGGGCUUGUCUUAGGUACUACCAUGUUUUUAAAGAAGGGGAGUUGGUUGAACUGAUAGAACAUCAUGUUCCUGAGCUACAUGUUAUUCAUUCAUACUUUGACCAUGCAAAUUGGUGUGUGAUUGCAGAAAAGAUUCACGUGUGGAAGAUCUAGGGGAAGAUUUUCAAAGGCACAAGUGACUGACUGCAUUUGAAAGUUAAUGGGAGUUCGGUGCUUGAUGCCUUUGAAAUUGUCCCCCAAGCUUUUUAUCCCCAUCUUGUGCUUUGACUCUCUGUGUGUCUUUGUUUCUUUUGUUCUGUACUUGACUGUCACAGUCAUAUACCCUUUUAAAAUCAUUUUAUAGAAACAUUUCCUUCUAUAAUUGUAAUUUCAGGUUGGAUGCAUUUUAAGAGCUUUUUCCAUGGCUUUUUAACAGUAGCUGUCAGUUUUGGUUUUUGUUGUUUUAGAAUAGUUAAAAUGCAUUUAUAAGUUUUCCCGUUGGGAUGUUUUUAUAUGGAUAUUAAAGAUGUUUGUUACUCA
Molecule: messenger RNA, 2161 nt
Organism: Malaclemys terrapin pileata
Lineage: Eukaryota; Metazoa; Chordata; Testudines; Emydidae
Product: probable tRNA methyltransferase 9B
Exons: 3
Coding region: 695-1795 (366 amino acids)
Biological process (GO): tRNA wobble uridine modification
Cellular component (GO): nucleus; cytoplasm
Molecular function (GO): S-adenosylmethionine-dependent methyltransferase activity; tRNA binding
Source: RefSeq, a predicted model, not a curated record